GGUCAAGCUCGCUGACCGAGGCGUCAGAAGCGCCUCAUCCCUAACAUAAUCUAGUGCCAUAUUUUCCUGCUGUUCCACAAACCGGCUACGCAAAUGCCUCGCAAGAAUCCUUCUGUCCUCCGGGCCCCGUCACAUCCUUCAGUGUUUCUUACAAACCUCCACCAUGGUGCGCGAGGUCAUUCUCGCCUCCACUUCUGACCGCAUGUUUUGUACAAGACCACGGUGACCGAGCUGUCGAUUCAGGUCUCAUGACUCCUCGCUGCACUUUGGUUCGGUCACUGACAUCGUUCCAGGUCCGCGUCAAUACGGGGUACCGCGUACAGAUUGCCCAGCAGAGACAGACUGGCGCCAUGUCCGGGCCUUCCACAGUGCUUCCAAGUUGUCGUACUCCAUCCAUGUUCUCGCCUACGUCUCUCCCUUGUUUGACCAAAUCAUCCGAGCGACGACUCUGUUCGCCAUGUGUCUUUCAGCUUUCUGGCUCUUUUGCUCACAUAUCAUUAUCAGUCGCGGCCCGAUGUCUCCACAGCCGAGAGAGGACCGAAUGAACCUGGGCAUCGCCCCUGUUUGUGCCGCCUUUUGCUCGUCCCUUUUCGUCGGUAGGAUUCUCCCGGUAAACCCUAUUUUUCACACCCCGACAAGCACACAAACUCCCCCCAAAGCCGGCCCUGCCAGACCACGCAGUCUUCUAUAUUUCCUUGGACCUUCUACUUUCAGCGGGCCUGUCCAGGGCAGUUGUUGGUCGGGAGCUCCAAAACCAUGGCUAUGGAUGGCAGGCGACGAUAGCAAGCCGCAAGCGGGCUUCGACUAAGUAGCGGCGACUUCGCUCGGACGAAUGAUCGAGGCAUGCCGCAUACAUCGAUAGCUAACAUUGUUCGAUCUUGACUUCUCUCCUCGGCUGACUGGACCACCUCCUCCCACUGCCGUGGGGGCUUUGCGACCUUCUGUGACGGCGUAGUGCUGUGAAGUCCAAUCUAUCGCUGUCAUGGGCUUGGCUCUGUGUCACCUUUCGGCCGUCAUGUGUAGUAGCGUCUGCUUACCGCAGUGCCCAUCUCACCUCACCUUACGGAUACCUCGAGGUGGUCACUAUACGCCGCGCGCCGCACGCCGCAUGCCGGACGCCAAUUUCGUCUGCAGCAACGUUGUGUAACCUUCUCUAAUAACCCUCAUGUUGCUAAGUAGCAUUUGCAAGGCUCGGUUGGUGGUCAGCACAUCGAGGUAAAAGAUCCGUCCGUCAACGUUCCGUUAUCCCCCU
Messenger RNA from Colletotrichum phormii, 1252 nucleotides. RefSeq lists its product as uncharacterized. The record is from RefSeq and is a predicted model, not a curated record. The transcript has a single exon. Bases 458 to 808 code for a protein of 116 amino acids. Lineage: Eukaryota; Fungi; Ascomycota; Sordariomycetes; Glomerellales; Glomerellaceae.